Molecule: messenger RNA, 1826 nt
Organism: Sphaeramia orbicularis (orbiculate cardinalfish)
Lineage: Eukaryota; Metazoa; Chordata; Actinopteri; Kurtiformes; Apogonidae
Gene: spef1
Product: sperm flagellar 1
Exons: 7
Coding region: 1-708 (235 amino acids)
Biological process (GO): regulation of cytoskeleton organization
Cellular component (GO): axoneme
Molecular function (GO): microtubule binding
Source: RefSeq, a predicted model, not a curated record
AUGGAUCGAGAACUGAAAGAGGAGGAGCUGCAGGAUUUGUACGCUUGGAUAGAUAAAAUACCUCUGUCCCGACCCAAAAGACACAUCACCAGAGACUUCAGCGACGGAGUGAUGGCUGCUGAGGUUGUAAAACAUUUCUUCCCAAAACUUGUUGACCUGCACAACUAUAUUCCUGCAAACAACACACAGCAGAAGCUCAGCAACUGGAACCUCCUAAACAGGAAGGUGUUUUCCAAGCUGAAUUUUCACGUGCCUGAGGAGACGGUGAAGAGGGUUGUAUUGAGCACAGCAGGGGUGAUAGAGCCUGUACUCAGCAGCCUGAGGGAAAAACUAGAACAAAAAACAGAGCUUGGAGACAAUAUACAGGCUUCUCCUCAGGAUUUGGAAUACUAUGACAUCAGGAAUCAAGAGAAACCUCAUACAAAGAAGCCUCAGACUGAAGUAAAAGAUGACAGGAAAAAAGAUGAAAAGAACAAAGUAAAAAACAGCAAACUGCAGCCAACAGCACAGUUUUAUGCCGACAUGGAUCCUGCUGUCCGACUAACCCUGCAUCAAAAAGACCAAGCUCUGUUGGCCUUGCAGGAGACUGUGGAGAUUCUGCAGAUGAAGGUCGACAGGUUAGAACAUCUAGUUCACCUGAAAGACAUGCGCAUCGAAGAACUGACGCGGAAUCUGGAGACGUACAAAGCAAAAGCCAAUACUCGCUGAUAUGACGACCAACAACAUGCUGAAAUACUUGACAACUUCAAUACAGGCACCAAACCUGCUGAAAAGCAUGAGCCAGAUUACAGAUGUGUCUUAUAACAUUUGCAAGAUAUAUUUUUUGUGAUGAAAAACCGUUAUCUCUCACAUUAGGUACACUUGCCACAUAGAUGUUGCAGUAAGUAUCAAUUUCCCAAUAAGAGAAGGGCAGAUAUUCUAAGACACUAUGAUUACCUAAUCUACAGGCUGUGAUGUUUUGACAUUAUGAUUUGACGGCAGUAGCCAUCUGUCUUCUGAAUCCCUAUAGAUACAAACUGUUAUGUUCUUCGUUUUAUUAACUGUAUAUCCUUAUUAGCUCUAAAAUGUAAGUGGUUUUGUUAAAUAAAAGUCACUUGUAGGUGUUUUGCAUACAGAUCAAGAUGAAUUUUACACCUUUACACAGAGGUGUUCAGUAAACCAACUGACCACUCUGGCUUAUUCUUUGAGAGUAGGAGCAGAUUACAGCAAGUAAAAAUAGCAAAGAAUUUUCUAGUUUGAAGCUACCCACUGCUGCAAAUAAAAUGCAGGCACUGUUAUGUCUUAACACAGUGACUGUCACUUCCUCCCCAGUCUAAAAUUACAUUAUUCAUAUGAAUUUCUAUGAAUUAUGAAUAUCCUAUGAACUUCUCUUUCUUGUUUUAAGUGUGAAGACUUAUAAAGAUAGACAGAGGUUGUUAAUGACCUAAUUUCUAACUUAUGUAAGGACCAAAUAUGGGAAAAAAACAGCCUGUACAGAAAUGGUAAAAGUUACCCAGAGAGCCACAUUAGGUCAGGCCAGUGACAAGGGUUUGCUCAGUGUUGUUAAAAUUACUUUAGAUAAGACGUAGUGCUGCGUUUUGGUCAAUGUGUGUGUUUGUCCCUGCUGCUCGUCUUUGAUCUGGUUCUUCUGCUGGUGUAGAAUAACAAGACAUAGACAACCUGCUGUGCUUUAUCAGGAGAAGAUGAUCUUCUGCAGCUCCAGUUCUGUUGUGCUGAUUACUUCACUGACACUUGAUCAAUCACUAACACCAAGGCUGGACCAACACAACAGAGAAGCACACGUUAUCAAUACAAAAAUAUCUCUCAUCACUCAGACCUUUGUUUAA